This is a messenger RNA of Homalodisca vitripennis (glassy-winged sharpshooter), 7842 nucleotides long. RefSeq names its product protein couch potato (gene cpo). Bases 515 to 1483 code for a protein of 322 amino acids. The record is from RefSeq and is a predicted model, not a curated record. NCBI's taxonomy places the organism in Eukaryota, Metazoa, Arthropoda, Insecta, Hemiptera, Cicadellidae. Gene Ontology annotation, molecular function: mRNA binding. The transcript has 9 exons.
CAGUGAGAGGCGAGCCACCACCCCCUACACACGCACUCACGGCUGGCACUCCCUCGGGACUCCGGUGAUAGGAACUGACUGAGUUCGUCCCCUUCCCUACCCUAGCCGAGACAUCCUGUCCUAGACCCGUACACCUGUGUCCCGUGCCUGCCUGCAGACCGCAGUGUCGCCCCCUCCGCCACCGCCACCGCUGCCGCUACUCCCCCCUAGUUUCCUGUUCCGGUCCUAUUGUCCACGGUGCGUGACGUGACGUGACGUCAGAUUGUUUAGUAGCUGCGCGACCGCCGACCAGUCAGGUUGUCAGUGCCGCCGAGCUAACCGUCGCGUCGCCGAGUGUUCGUGUGUUCAUGUACUGCCGUGGCGUGACAGUGGAGGUGACAGUGGCUUGACGACAGACUCACCGAUCGUGGAUACCCUCAGUUUAAAGCGGGUGAGGACUUCUAUCGGAGGAGCGGCUACGGUGACUCCUCCGCCUUCUGCCCCCGGGUCCCCCGCAUUCAAGAGACGCAACACUAUGAACAUGCAGACAGAGGGGACCGUCGCGCUCUGUCAGAGCAUGGACUCUGUCAACACCGCUACUGGGGAGGAAGAGGUCCGAACGUUGUUUGUCAGUGGCCUUCCUAUGGAUGCAAAACCGAGGGAACUUUACCUGUUAUUCAGGGCCUACGAGGGGUAUGAGGGCUCGUUACUGAAAGUGACAAGCAAGAAUGGAAAAACAGCGUCUCCAGUCGGUUUUGUCACGUUCAACACCAGGGCAGGGGCAGAAGCAGCUAAACAAGAUCUUCAGCAGGGUGUCCGGUUUGAUCCCGAUAUGCCCCAGACGAUUCGACUCGAGUUUGCCAAAAGCAACACCAAGGUUAGCAAGCCCAAACAGCCCGUCGCUAGCCUCACCACCACGCACCCAACUUUGAUGCACCCUCUCACAGGACAUUUGGGCACCCCAUACUUCACCGGUGCGCCUGACCUCUGGCCUCACCCGCUGGCAUACGCCGCCGCUGCCGAUCUGCCCGGCGCAGCACUGCAACACGCGCUGGUGCACCCUGCCUUGCACCCCCAGGUCCCCCCUCCUCUAUCUAUCCCACACCCGACCGCUGCGUUGACCGCCAUGCAUGCGUCUCUGCCCCAUUUCCUGCCGUCGCCUGCGCUAGCCUCACCAGUGGGCUCCUCGCCUUCCUCUCAGCCCUGCAGCACAGCUCCGUGCUCCACACUCUUCGUGGCCAACCUUGGCCAGUUCGUCUCGGAGCAUGAGCUCAAGGAGAUAUUCGCAAGCUUCCCUGGGUUCUCUCGUCUGCGAAUGCACUCCAAAGGUGGGUCCCCAGUCGCCUUUGUAGAGUACCAGGACGUGCGCUGCGCUGCCCAAGCCAUGUCUACACUCCAGGGCUCUUUCCUGCUCUCCUCCGACCGGGGCGCUAUUCGAAUUGAGUACGCCAAAAGCAAAAUGUCCGAGGGAUCCUACAGGAGCGAAGAGAAUGGACAAUCUUAAUUACAACUACAUACAGGCAGCGCAGGUAGGAAACGCCACCUGACAGUGCUGCCCUCUAGUGGAGAUGGCCAAAGUGUAGAGCUCUCGGCUGGAUACGGUUACGGACACUGACGACAAACUCAGUUUUUAGUAGAAUCUCAUUUUGUCUAUGCAACAAGUUAACUCUUAACUAGUGGAUAUCAUUGAGUAGCCAGUAGACUGACUGUUGCUAUCGAAUGAGAGGCAUAUUAAAAAUUUAGUUUUUGUUAGUGCGCUUUGAAAAAAAGAAAUGUUUAAAGAAUUAAGUCCAUGUUUAGUAGAGCUAUCGCUAGAUGGAGUUUUGAAAAACCAAAGGUGCCCUAAAUGUUAUGCUACAUAGAUUUAUUAAUGGAACCCGUAUAAGGCUCUAGAUGAUAUUGUUUGAAAUUUAUUUACGAGGAAUACUAAGAGGCCUGUACUAUUUAUAACUAUAUUGCAAUUUUGUUAUGUACUAUACACGAGUUAUAACUGCUGUCUAAUAAAAAUCUUCUAGAAUUUCUCUGAACUCUGCUUUAAGAGAAAUGUAGUGAAAUAUUUUUUAAUAUGAAAUCUUCAUUUAGUUGAAAUUUUUACUCGACGAAGGAUGUCUGAAGGUAGGAUAAUUAGUUUUUGUGUUACUGUUGUUGUUAGUGGGUAUUGGAUGGUCUUAAUACUGUACAACUAUAACUCUGUGUUUAGAUCGAAUAUUUCGUGUCCUAGUUUUAUAUUAGAAGGUUAAAUGUCAGCUUGGACCUGGUGAAAGCUGCUUUAUCAAGAAACUGUUCGACGAUGUGAGUCCUCCCUUUGUAUCGCUGGAACCAAUAAUUUAUAUGUUAUUAAUGUUAUUUUGUUAAUUGUUAAAGAUCUUAGGAACACAAAUCUAAAUGUAUGUGAUAACUGACAAGACAUAUUUUUGUUACAUCGCUAUAGAUUUUGAUGUUUUAAACAUAGUAAUUAUUUAUAAUUCUUUGAUAAGUGUGAAUUUUAAAAUUAGUCAUCAUAGAAGUGUACAUUUCCUGCUGAACGAUUUAUUUGGCUGAUUUCAGAAAAUUAUCAUUUUAUCAAGACAAUGCUGUUUAUUUGCAGUAUUAAUUCCAUCUGUUUUCGUGUACGAUAAGCUAGGAAUAAAAUUUCUUGCAUUGAUACCAAAGUUUUGAUUGUUGUGAGUACCAAAGACCGGUGUGUAUCAUAUAAGACAUGUUUUCAUAUAAUGAUUGUUUGACAUUUUUAAUGUUUGUAUCCUUUAAAGGGCUUUUUGUGUUGGUUUAAAUUUUCUUAUAUACAUAUAGCAAUAAUAUUAUAUAUGGAUAUUUGACGGUUACGGGGAUCUGUGUCUAUUGAACGCACAUAUCACAUACGUCUGUAGGCAGUAGGAUCCCUCGACCACCCUGUAUAUAUUUGUAUGUCAGUACUUAAGGUGAUAAUUUCUACUAAUUCUAUGCUAGGCUGUUUUCUUUGAGUGUUGAGCUUAGAACUUUUGUUGUGAUAGGACAACUGUAAGUUGUCAUCGUGAUCAGGCUAAGUGUGUUUCAGAGCUUCUUUAAUGGUUCUUUUCAACACUUCACCUCAUCAAUUUAUAGCAGAUUUACAAAUAAUUCCUUGUUAAUGUAAUAAGUUACUGUGUUGGCUUGUUAUUCCGAGAGGGCUGGCUUGUUUAAGUUACCAACGUUUCCCUCCAAACCGGUUUUAUGUAAAUAUAUUUCUCAAUAAAAGGAGAAUUCAAUACAAAAUAAACACUGUUAUGUGAAGUAAUGAGGAGUCAUGUAAGGAGCGAAACACUUGUAUGUCAUUGUGGAAUUUGAAAAUUCAACCAAUCUCAUGGGUUAAUAACAUGCCUGCAAGGAUUUGCUUUGUUAUGGAACUAUUUACUAAAUAGAAUUGUAAAAGUAGUUGGUUUUGUGUACAUGUAUUAACAGACGUCUGAUAUUUUUGGAACGUAAAAUAACAUGAUGUCUCAAAACUUUUAUAACUUAAAUUAAAAAUAAGAAGAUAAUGUGUGAUCAUAAGUUGUCUUUAAAACUGUAUCCAUAUUAACUUAUUUAAAAUACUUCAUUUUAAUUUUUUGUACUAUGGAGUUAUUUUAUGAUAUUUUUAAUUGACUACUUCCUUAUUGUUAAAUUUUGAAAAUCACAAAAGAGAGUUUCUUCUACCUAAAUUAUUGUAUUAAUUUUUCAAUAAUUUUCUGUAGUUUGUUGUAAUAUUGCAUAUUGUAGUGUGUAGUAAUACUCCAAAGAAAUAUUUUAAACCAAUGAAAACUACUGUUUAUAAAAAUAAUGGUAAUUAUUAAAAACAGUAUAAUCAGGCCUGUUGAUAAUGAGUAAAAAACAAUGAUGUUUUAAUGUGGAAAACUUUUGAAAAUACAAUGUUAAUAAUUAAAUGUAUAAUCCAAUGUUAUAUAAUUAACAAGUUGUACCAUUUUUAAACAAAUACAAUGGAUUUGCUAUGUUACUGGGUCCUAGAUAUUUUCUAAUACAAAAGCAUAAUAAAUUCUAAAUUAGGACUAAUGCAGUCGUGGGGUUUUGAAUUUGUUAAAAUCAUUUUGUCGUUUUAAUAUAAGAAUUUGUAAUUUCCCAAAAUGUCCUUGCUUCUUGUAAAUUUUCUACUAGCAUAUAAUAAAUGGAAUAUUUUUGUGAUUAGGCCUACAGCUGUUGUGUCUCAUAUCUGAUAGCUAUGUGAAACAAAUUAUUAAAUGUAAUAUACUGUGUUUGGAGGUAAACUGUACAAUAUAGUCAACAUGGAUAAGAGGGUUAGUAUGAUAUAUACAUCUCUGUUUCUUCUAUGUACCCCAGUCACCCCAACCUGUUACAUAAUAAUAAAAGCCAGCCAAGGGCGGAUCCAGUCGUAAAUUUCAGAGGGGGCCACCUGAGUUCUAGUUUACACAUUAUUAAAAGCAGAAAAUGUUGCAUUUAAAUACAAGAAAAAUAUAAUUUUUAAAAAGAAAGGUACUCAUACUCAAGUUAAUUUUUUUGCCGUUACAAUACGAGAAUGAAUGUUUUUUCCCUCAAAAACGUCUUUUCCAAAAUCUCGGAGAGGGCCACGGCCCCCCAUGUCCCCUCCUCUGGGUCCGCCUCUGAAGCCAGCUAUAUAAAUUAAAACAACAUGAAGGACCUGUGAUAUACGUAGUGACACUCAGUCCAUUCUGUUCCUAUUGUUCAAGUGGCAGCAUAACAUGUUCGUACAACUGUAUUAUCCUUCAUCAAACAAUUAUGGAAAAAGAACAUAUUUAAAAUUACUGUAUAGUCAAUAAUAAUACACGCUAUUAACGAAUCAAUAAAAGCAAAAGCCCACAUAAUUCGAAGUACACUAUUUAGUUUCAGGUCGAGUUUUUACAUUGAAUUAUUAGCUUUAGUAAAUCUCUUAGACUGUUUUACAUGUCACUGAUUAGUUAAUUUGAAUCUCAAGUUUUAAUUUUUUACUUUAUAACAUUGAUAAAACUUCAAUAGUAUUUCUCAGAAUCUUUUACUAACAAACACCUAAAGUUUUAUAAACGGAUCUAAAAUAAUUCCAUGUUUUUAUAGAAUAUUUUUUAACCAUGAGACAUUUCCAAGACAACAAAAUACUAUCACCUUGAGACUUGCCAGACUAACAUAAACAAAAUAAGAAAAUAUUCCCUAUCCUAGAUGUACAGAUGUACCCCAGACAGAUGUACCCAAGUAAUUUGACUAAAUAAACUAGAUUAGUAAAUGAUUUUUAACAUAAAUUAAAUUACUUAAAUCUUUACUUUUCUUAUAUGAACUAUGUAAGUCCAAUUGUUUUUGUUAAUUAUAGUGUUAUAUUGUAACAUAAAUAUAAUUUUCAACAUAACAAUUUUGAAAUAUGGAGCAUUUUUAUCAAGAAUGUACCAUAAUUAAUUUUAUAAGUUUUUAAUAAUGAGCUAUCCAAUGUAUUCUCGCUUAAUAUUAAAAUGUUUUAAUUAUUUAUUACUUUUACUGGUUUCACAAAGGGAGAUUAUUACCUAUUUGUAUUUGACUUAGCAAAUGAUUGUUGGACCAGGACAACCACUUUAUUUGCAAUAUCGCAAUAACUAUUUUUAUUAAACUUUUAUUAAUGUCAGUAUAGAAUUAUUAUGCUGCCACUGUCUGCAAUUUCAUUUAGUAAUUCAGUGUUAAAAUCAACCAUUCCAUUUCUGACAUUUCUGUUGUUGUUAUUUCCCUACCUUACAUCAAAAUAUGUUAUAAAUUAUUAUAUUUAUGUUCUAUUAAACCACUGUUGUUGCCGUAUUUGUGUUAGAUGGAUUAUACUUGUGACAAAUGUAAAAGAUAGUUUAAGGCAUCUUAUCUAAGAAUAAUUUAUUUCAACAAAUGACUGAUUAUUACUGUGUAUCAAAGCAUUCCAUUUACAACCAAAAUAUUCAGUGGUUGAAAGUUCAAGACAUGAAUCUCAAAAGUGAUACAAAAGUGUACCUAAGUAAGAGCUUUUAUUAUUUUUGCUUCUAUUUAUUUAACUUUUCCGAGCUUAACUUUUGCCUUAGAGUCCUUGCCAGUAUAAUUGAGACCAAUGGAAAAUUUGUUUAAUCCAUGUAAAUAUGUAAUUUUAAUAUCGCUUUGUUGUUAAUUUUAUUUAAUUAGUCCAAUCAACAAUUAGUUAGUAUUUAUGCAUUUAUAAAAUGUUUUACCUCAAAGAAGCCUAAGCGAUUAGCAUAUUAACGUAAUGUUUUUAGAUCCGCCAAUAGUCAGGGUUAACUCAUAUCCUUCUCAGUCCGAAAUAUACCAAAGACCUGAAGCAUGGAGCAACUUUCUCUUUCGAAGCCAGAGUUAAGUUAUGAAACUUGUAUUUAAUGUUAACCAAAUAUAUUAUUAUUGUAGUUUUAGGUAUAGUUUAUAAUGCUUUGUGUGUGUAAGGUGUGAUGUAAAAUGUAGAUUAGUAGUUAUUAAUGUUAUUCGGGAGAUUUGAGUCUACCCGGUAAGGCAGACACGAUCGACAAAUUGUCCGAGAAACUGUAGCUGAGGGCCUUACUGGAGUCAAACUCCCGACGUACACGGGGAGACAUCCUCCGAGACUGUACCGUUUCCUCAAGUCCACUCACGUCUCACUCAUCCCUCAGUGUCACACCAAUUUGGUUAAUUUUAUUACUAUUUUCAAAUUUGCACGAACCUUCAGAGCACGUCGUAUGUACAAUACACCGUCGAUGAAUAAAUUAAAAAUAACGUAACACUAUUGUGAUAUAAAAUUAAAUUGUUACUUUUUUAAAUAAAGAUUUAUACAUCUAUGACAAUCAUUAAAAGUUAACGAGUGGCCAGUAGUAGCACAAGUGAAUGUGUAAAAUGCACAGCGAAACGGCACAGUCCGGUGGAGAUUCCUGUGGAAAUAUCCGUCCAUAACUGCAUGUCUUUUCUGAGCCAUGUGAAUUAUCAUCAUUGACACUCAGCUCAAACCAGGUACAGGGGCAUUUACCCCCCCAGGGGUGUGUGAGAAUCACCAAACAUACAUAUCAGCUUAGGUUAGGAGAAAUAAAUGUUUCUACCCGUUUCAAUGUCUAUUUGUAUCGUGUAAGAAGAGGGUCUUCUAAACGUGUCUUGUGAUCGAAGAUCUUCACAUGAAUGUAACAAAUAGUUCACAGCGUAUAACCUAGCAAUAUUCAGUGUCUUGUUAGGUAACAUACUAAUUUAAUAAUUAUGUGAAGAUCUUCAUCCGGAAACAACUCAAUUAUUAUUGUUCAUGUGGAGUAAUGUUGAUGGCAUAGACUGUAUUGCGGUUUAGUUGAGGCUCACUCACAAUUGUAACAUUAAAUGUGUAACCUGUCACCUAACCUCUAAUCCAGUACAUGAUAUGAUCCUAGUCCUUUACUAAAUGUUCGUCAUUUAAUUUUUUUCUGUUCACCUCUUCUGAUACAACCGAUACUACAGUCUAUUUUUGUACAGAGACUACUAUCGUACGAAUGACUCCUACUUGACUUUUGUUUGACAUUGUAUGUUUUGGACCCUUACGAGUGCCUGCAUGUUACAACUGGUGAGCCUCAAUCCUUGUUUGGUGUCAAGGGUUGGUGCCCAGCCGUGUCACAGGAACCAAUGUGAUGACACAUCAGCCUUCUUUCAAACUGUGUCAGGCCGGGCCCGACAAAAACACCACUAUCAAAACAUAUCAUGAUUUGUGCCCCCAAGACAAGUGUAACAUUCUUAAAUCAUUAGCGAGUUAUGUAAGAAAUAUAUUGAUCGUAAGAAAUAAUACAAGUAUAAGAAAGAUUUGAUAACAAAGUAGAGGUAUUAAUACUAGUUUCUGCUAUCUUAGAUUCUGUACUGUAACAUCUUUGAACAUGUCUGCUUUGUGGAGCCUGAGUCUCUUUUAUGGAAACAUCUUGCAAUAUUCGACUCAAAUAUUAAAAAAGAAGUGUACAUGUGUUUCAAAUAAACAUCAUAAAAAUA